AGUUGCCUCUCCGUCCUUUGCGCGGGGAAAUCGAUCGGAAAGAUGCUCGGGAUUUCCUACGGCGAGCUUUUCCUCAUUUUGGGUGCCACAGCCGCUCUUAUUGGGCCAAAGGAUCUUCCGAUCAUAGCUAGGACUGCUGGAAGGUUGGCUGGCCGUGCGAUUGGAUAUGUGCAAGUGGCGCGCGGCCAGUUCGAUAGCGUUAUGCAACAAUCCCAGGCGCGCCAGGUGCAUAAAGAAUUGCAAGAUACAAUGGCUCAAUUAGAAGCCAUACGCCAUGAAAUUAGGUCUAUUUCUUUCAUUAACCCUGGUCCUUUGACAACAAGGCUGGUAGACAACAUUGCCAACCAAGCACCUGUUACAAAUGUGGACAAGGAAACUUCAAAGCCUCCACAAGAGAGCAGAGAUAAAAUUGAUAGCACAGAGGCAACUAACACAGAUACGGCAAUGGGUUACAGUUCAUCAACCUCCCCUCUAUCUGACAUGCAUAGCCAAGCAACUGAAUAUGCCAGAUUGGCCGAAUCUAUGCCUUUAACUUCACAUUCCAUGGAUGAAGUUCUUAAUGAGCUCAAAGAUGCUUCUGGUCAAUUCGUUGUUCUUCCUAUAUCAGCUGAAAGUGCAAAGCUUCUGCCAGGUGGCCCUGGUCGAAGAGAUGACUUAAAGGGAUCUGAUAUAUUAUUGGAAGCAAUGUUGGAGGAAGAUGUGGCACAUAAGGCAAAGGGUUUUUUUUCUGAGGCUCCAAACCAGUGAAAGUGAAUGAUAUAUAGGUUUUUCUUGAUGGCCUAGGACUUGAUAAAAGUUAUUACAGCAAUUGCAGGAAUGUCGGUCAAGGCUUACUCGCAACAGCGCCUCAUUCUCCUUCAAGUCUAUCUUUUUCUAUCAUGUACCAGGGCAGCCUAAAUUCGAAGGUUUUCUCAUGAGAUCAGAAGCCUAACACACUGUCAGUACUGCAUCUCAACAGCCUAUUGUAGUUUUGUAUUAAUGAGAUGGCAUCCAUCCCACUUAAUAGAUAUGGGUAUGUAAACUAUUAGAAUCUUGAAAUCAUUAGGUUUGCAAUUGGAGAAGAAUUUAAACCUUUCUCUUCUAUUGCGCUUCUAACUUUUUUUUUUUUGUUUAAUU
Messenger RNA from Andrographis paniculata, 1116 nucleotides. RefSeq lists its product as uncharacterized. The coding region runs from base 43 to 747 and encodes 234 amino acids. Lineage: Eukaryota; Viridiplantae; Streptophyta; Magnoliopsida; Lamiales; Acanthaceae. The record is from RefSeq and is a predicted model, not a curated record. The transcript has 7 exons.